Molecule: messenger RNA, 261 nt
Organism: Caenorhabditis remanei
Lineage: Eukaryota; Metazoa; Nematoda; Chromadorea; Rhabditida; Rhabditidae
Exons: 2
Coding region: 1-261 (86 amino acids)
Source: RefSeq, a predicted model, not a curated record
AUGAAGAAAUCUGUUUCUCCAAUGGCGAAUCUUCCAUCCAAAAAGAAACCGGAGCAGGGUGGAAAAAAAGCUGAAAAAGCCAAGCCAGGGGACCAGGUUUUCUGGCGUCGCGGCCAAGAACCGAAAACAUCAAAGCAAGAGAAGAGAUCAAAGAGUCUCCCGGCUCCAAAACCCCCCAAGAAGGACAAGAAACAGAAGAAGAAUCGUCAGCUAAACGAGGAAGAAUGCAUCGAACUAUUUCAGACGCUUGGUCUGAAUUGA